GUCACUUCCGGCCAUUUAAACUCGGCGUCGGCGGGGCGCACUCGGGGAUGGCGGCGGCCGAGCCUGCGAGCUCGGGGCAGUCGGCGCCGCAGAGCCAGGCCCAGGGUCAGUGGGCGCCCCCCGCUUCUCCCGCGCCGCCGUCGCAGCUCGGGGGCCCGGCGGGCGGGAGCAGCCGGCACGAGAAGAGCCUGGGGCUGCUCACCGCCAAGUUCGUGUCGCUGCUGCAGGAGGCGCAGGACGGCGUGCUGGACCUCAAGGCGGCUGCAGAUACUCUGGCUGUGAGGCAGAAAAGAAGAAUUUACGAUAUCACCAACGUCUUGGAAGGGAUCGACCUGAUUGAGAAAAAGUCCAAAAACAGCAUCCAGUGGAAAGGUGUGGGCGCUGGCUGCAACACUAAGGAAGUCCUGGAGAGACUGCGAGACCUCAGAGCCGAGGUCGAGGACCUGGACCUAAAGGAAAGGGAACUGGAUCAGCAGAAGUCGUGGCUGCAGCAGAGCAUCAGAAAUGUGAUGGAUGAUGCCAUCAACAGCAGGUUUUCCUACGUGACUCACGAGGACAUCUGCAGCUGCUUCCACGGUGACACACUGUUGGCCAUCCAGGCACCUGCGGGCACGCAGCUGGAGGUCCCGCUCCCAGAGAUGGGUCAGAAUGGACAGAAGAAGUACCAGAUCAACCUCAAGAGUCACUCGGGCCCCAUCCACGUGCUGCUGAUAAAUAAAGAGUCCAGUUCGUCUCAGCCUGUGGUUUUCCCUGUUCCCCCACCGGAUGACCUCACGCAGCCCCCCUCUCAGCCUUCGACUCCCCGGACUCCGCACAAGCCCAGCCCCGCCCCGCCGAGCCCUCCGGGGCCGCCCGCCUCUGAGAGGAGCCCCGGCCUCCAGCACAUCCUGGCCACAGACUCGGCUUCAGGAUCUGUUACUGGAGAUCUCAUUGAUGAGCUGAUGUCUUCUGAUGAACACAGAAACGAUAGUUUAACGGAUGUGCCUUUGAGUGUGUGGAGCCACGCUAACCUUGAGCCUGUGCUUUGCUUGCAGUGUUUCCUCUCCUGCGGCUCUCCCCCACCCCCGCGGACGACUACAACUUUAACUUAGAUGACAGUGAAGGAGUGUGUGACCUGUUUGAUGUCCAAAUACUAAAUUAUUAGACUCCUUGGACACCUGGGACAGUAUCUACCUCUAACUGAAACCUUGUAGACUUGCUAAUAACCUGAGUAUUUAUAAUGAACGUAACACCUGUUUAGGUCGCUGAUUCUGACGUCUUCUUCCCUAAUACUUGCUCUCCGACUUCACAAAACGUCAACUGUGAAAACAAAGGGUUCUGAAGCCCCUACACUGACUGCAUUCUGGAACUUCAACUUACCUUCCAAUUCUAACUCUUUUUACUCUUGUGAAAGGAAAGUUAAAAGGUUAAGGUCAUCAAAAACCAAAAUGGCCACGGGCUCAUCACUUAUUUGUGUUCCGCUUUUACUGCCACGAAACUGUCUGUAUUUCUGCGCUCCGAUCCUGACAGACAGUCACUGCCACGUAUGGAGUGAAGGUGCCCGAGAGGCUUCGGUCACUUCCCGUGAAGAGUUUGUGAAGUGCCUUUGUUCUAGCACUUUAAGUUCACCACGUUUGCUGACUCCUGACAUUCCACUUUCCUGGAUUAUAGGAGAGGGCUGUUUAUGUAGUGGUUUUUAAAAUGUGCCAAUGCCUGUACAUUAACAAGAUUUUUAAAAAUAAAGUUGUAUAAAGCAUU
Messenger RNA from Myotis myotis, 1737 nucleotides. RefSeq names its product E2F transcription factor 5 (gene E2F5). Gene Ontology annotation, molecular function: protein dimerization activity; RNA polymerase II cis-regulatory region sequence-specific DNA binding; DNA-binding transcription factor activity, RNA polymerase II-specific. The coding region runs from base 48 to 1091 and encodes 347 amino acids. Gene Ontology annotation, cellular component: RNA polymerase II transcription regulator complex. NCBI's taxonomy places the organism in Eukaryota, Metazoa, Chordata, Mammalia, Chiroptera, Vespertilionidae. The record is from RefSeq and is a predicted model, not a curated record. Gene Ontology annotation, biological process: regulation of transcription by RNA polymerase II. The transcript has 8 exons.